This is a messenger RNA of Lactuca virosa, 1517 nucleotides long. The record is from the annotation of a GenBank genome assembly. Lineage: Eukaryota; Viridiplantae; Streptophyta; Magnoliopsida; Asterales; Asteraceae.
AGGUCGGCACAGACAGCAUUGGACAUGAAACUGGUGUGCGUAACUGCACCUAUCGUUCACUUCACUACAGGAAAGGAAGCUUUGGCGGAGGUGAAGAUGGAGGAGGAGGGGAGUUACCACUUACCGGUGAUCUCUUUCACUACUAAUUUUUGAGUUAGGUGGGAGUUGCUCGUCUGCACUCUGACCAGUUUCAAGAAAGAAAUAAAUUGCACCCAACGCCCUUCAUUCCCCCAAUCAAUUCACUUUCCGCUUUUCAAAACCCCCGGCCCCACCACCUCUCCGAUCACCAACCGCCGAUGACAUCCCAUUUCUUUAUUUCUUUCUAUUUCUUUACUUAUAGACAUGCAAAGAUGUUUUGAUUAGAGCCCAAGUGAACCAAGAGAGCCAUGGGACACUCCGCCGUCGUCAGUUCCGAUGGGCCAGUGAGAAAUGCUGCUGAUGAAGUGUCAAGAGUCGUCGAACAAAGUAAAGAGUUGCAGGAUUCUGCAACAUCCUUAAUUUCUCGAACAUCUGAGGAGGAAGCAUCCCUCCGACAGCGAGCUCUAGCUCUCCGUUCGAACAUCAAAAUGCUCCGAUCAUUCAUCUUUUCUUCCCUCAAGAAAGGCAAUUUAGAUCCUAAGAAUGCUGCAAAAAUGAUUGAAGAGUUAACCAGAGUUAAUUUUGCAUUAAAUGAAGGUGAUGCAGCUGCAUAUCUUCCCUGCAAAUCCCACGGACGGUUUUUGAGGAUGUUACUUGGCCCGAUAAAUGUUCGUGCUAACAGAAAGGACGUUCAACUGAAAGUGAAAGAGGAGUACAACAAUUUCAGGGAUACAACUGCGUAUCUGUUUCUUCUUUUUCCAUCAUUGCUACUGGUACUACGAACAUGGAUGUGGAACGGAUGUUUUCCUGCAUUGCCUGUGCAGCUUUACCAGGCAUGGCUACUCUUUCUCUACACAGGCUUGUCAUUCAGAGAAAAUAUACUCAGGGUUAAUGGAAGUGAUAUUCGCCCAUGGUGGAUUUACCAUCAUUAUUGUGCUAUGACUAUGGCACUCAUCAGUCUGACUUGGGAGAUAGAAAGGGAACCUGAGUGUGCCCAGAAGCAGAAAGGGAUACAAUUGUUCUUAAAAUGGGCAAUCAUGCAAGGAAUCGCAAUGCUGUUACAAAAUAAAUACCAAAGGCAGAGACUCUAUACACGUAUUGCACUGGGAAAGGCUAGAAGAAUGGAUGUUGUUUGGGGAGAAACUGCUGGAGUAGAAGGUCAAUUAUGGUUCUUGUGUCCUAUGCUCUUUGUGUUGCAGGUUUUUGAAGGUUACGUUGGUGUUUUAUUACUAAAAACUGCCAUGGUUGGUGUCAUCUCUGAAUGGCAGGUUGUAACCUGUGGAGUUCUUUUGAUCACCAUGGCUGUUGGGAACUUUGCAAACACAGUGGAGACUCUUUUAUUGAAGUCCCGAUUCAAAGCAAAAAUGAAAAAAGGUAUGGUAGGGUGGUUAUAUAUCCAUGUAUGGGUUAGACUAGACGAUGGUGGGGUUAGGUCUUGA